CCAGAAAUCUCAUCGUGGCCUGAAUCCAUGCGUUCCUCUGGUCAGUGGCCAUCCGGAAAGCUCGAGUGAUUGUGAGGCGGUUGCUUUCUGCCUACCUCCCAACGAACACCGUGGGCGCUGAUGGCCGCCGACCGCCCUGGUACAGAUGCGGCUCCGAUCGGCGACCCCCAAACGCUGUGAUGACCAUAGUGGCCGUGACAAGGGCCGUGAUCGCCGCCUCAAUCCAAAUCGUCGGGGCGAUCAAGACCGUGGCUGUGACUCCCGCAAUUUUCGGGACGCUCGUGGGUGCCGUGAGGCUCGCGGUCGCGAGUCGGGCCGUGGGGGCUCGGGGGCGUGGCUCCCCUCGCCACUCUCGCCGCUCUCGCCCUGGCGCCACAGAGAGACUGGAGGUCUGGCGCCUCCGUGAGGCGCUGGCCCAGGUGGGCACGGAGUGCCAGGCUUCUGCAGAGCACGAGGAGGACGGGGCCGAGGAGCUGCAGCUGCGGAGGCACGGCGACGACCCCGCCCAGGCCGUGAAGCCGUCGUUCGGCGACACAUCGGCCAGGCUCGUAGGCUUAGAGCCGCGUGGGCUCGGAGCAGUCAGGGGCAGAGCAGUCGAUCGAGCGGGCAACCGAGGCGAACAGGUCUCCCACGGGCUCUUCCGUCGUGAGUGCACCAGCCGCCGUCGUGGACGCACUUGGCUGGGUCGACGGAACGGGCGUUGUGGGAGGGCCGCUGUACUGGGUAGGGGCGGAGAGCGUCGCCGCGCUAGGCUUGUACACGUUGAUCGGGGCCCGAGCGCACACGUCGCCAACCGCUUCCUUUGUGGUGCCGAUCUUUCCGACCCUGAUGUUGCUAUACGUGACGUAGGCGUGCGGGUUGCUCUUGCGCACGUUCUCCGGCGUAGAGACACCUGGCGUACAAUUGCCUCGCUCGGCUCCCACGUUGGUGCUGCCUUUCGGGUAAGUGCUGUCCAGCCAGUCCAUGUACACCGAGGUGUCGUCCCAGAUGCUCAUGACGAGAACCAUGCCGCGGUCCAGGGCAUCGCCGAGAGCUUUCAUGCCGCCUCUGUCCUGGAAAUCCGCAGGGUCCCCGAACGCCGUCUUCUGCGCCUUGCAGAAGUCGUCGGUCAUGGAGGACGCCGACUCGUCGACCAGACUGGGGGAAGGCAUCUCGAUCGUCUUGCCAUCCUGCUUGUACGAACGUCUGAUCUCGACAAGGUCGCCUUCGUCGGUCCCGUCGCUGGUCAAGAACUGCGUAGUGAUCGUCAUGGCUUUGGUGGUGUCGAUCUGGAAGCCCGCACCGGGCCCGAAGAAAGCUUUGUUCCCGAGCCGCCAGUCGUUCCAGUCGCAGCCGUCCCUGUCGCACUUCCCCUGCGAGCGCGUCGCAUCCCCGUGCUGUCCGGGUCCGCACUCCAGGCCAGAGCACUUUACGGCACCAGGGUCCGCGCAAGUGUGCAUCGAGAACGCGGUUGAACGCAUGUUCGCCUCCCAAAUGUCCACCUCCGUGCAACAAUAUCCGAUGCUCCCCAUGGGCACGUUGGCGGUUCCUCCUAUGAACUUGCCGUCCAAGAAACACUGGGCAUCGCAAUAACCUGUGCCAUAGUGUGCGCCGGCCUUGUUCUGCCCAACACCAAGGUCACCCUUUUCUUGCAUCUCGACGAAAUAUAAAGCCCCGUUGAUGCCACAUCCCAACGUAGCUAGGUCAACAUCGAAAGUGAACUCCCGGUUCUUGAGAAAAAACAUCUUGUACGCGUUCCCCUGCAUUGCGUACACGCGGGAACCAACGUUGAGACCGUAGUCGUUCUUCGCGAGGAAUUGCAAUCUGACAGCGUUUCCAUUGGUCGUGAUGCCAUAAUUUUUCUGAUAGGUUGCUGGGUCCAAGCCCUCGAGGACGCACUUCUGCGCGCAGACGCCGGGGUUGGGGCAGUGCGACUUCACCCAGCCGCCCGCGUAGCAAUUGUCGUACCCGCCCACGCCGUGCAGCCAGCGCCAGUUCGCGUCCACCGUGAUCAUCGCGUUGUCCUUGCAGCAGCCCGCCUCGUGCAGUCGUACAUCUGCAGGGGGGGAUGGUUCUCCUGCGACACGCUGCCCGGGAGCUGCGCGCCCGCCCCGCUCAGCAGCGCCGCGGCGCCGCCCGCCCGCAGCCAGCGCCCCAUGGCGGAGGAAGGGGGUCUCUCUCGCACCGCCGGG
Molecule: messenger RNA, 2171 nt
Organism: Prorocentrum cordatum
Lineage: Eukaryota; Dinophyceae; Prorocentrales; Prorocentraceae
Source: the annotation of a GenBank genome assembly